AUGGGUAACUGCGUAUUCAAAGGCAGUGGUGGUUCAAGAAAAUUGUACGAUAACGAUGAUUCGUUGAUAAAAGUGGUGACUCCAAACGGUGGCGUUAUGGAGCUUCAUCUUCCCAUCUUAGCUGAGUUCAUCACCAAUGAAUUUCGCGGCCACGUUAUCCACGACUCUUUAAGCCUCCGCCACUCAUGCCAGCCGCUUCUCAACGGUGAAGAGCUCUUUCCUGGUAACAUCUACUACCUCCUCCCUCUUUCUUCCACCGCCUCAACCACUCCACAGUAUUCUUCUGACCAACUAUCAACGCCGUACAGAAUGUCUUCGGGGAAAACGCCGGUAGUGGCGGCUACAAAUGGCGUCCGAGGAGGUAGUCGUGGAGUGUGGAAGGUGAAGCUUGUGAUAAGUCCGGAGCAGUUGGUGGAAAUUCUUGCGGAUGAUAUGGAAACAGAAGCGUUCGUGGAAAGUGUGAGGACGGUGGCCAAGUCCGGCUGUUAG
Messenger RNA from Camelina sativa (false flax), 489 nucleotides. Lineage: Eukaryota; Viridiplantae; Streptophyta; Magnoliopsida; Brassicales; Brassicaceae. The record is from RefSeq and is a predicted model, not a curated record.